ACCCCUCACUGUAUAAAUAGCGGCGCAGCCCUGAGCUCGCUCUCUUCUGGCGGCGGACGGCGGCGUGAGCAGGCCGGCUGGUCGUGCUGCACUGCGGCCUAACCCCGCCCGCUGCCGCUAUGCUGGAGAUCCGUAGUUAAACGGCAGCAGCUGAGUCUGUGAUGCGAAGGACUUAACGGCUGCUUUUAUCCCCGUUGGCUGCUUUUAUCGGACCUUUGAACGUUCGGAACCGGACCCUGGAGGACAGAUCGGAGGCUGAGUCCGGACGCGGUGCUGUAACACAGUGAGAGCCGGGCUGGGGACAAGCAGGGUUUGUGUCCAGCACAGCCGACCAACAGCUGCAGCUCAGCACCCUGCGGGCUGGGCAAGGCCUGAACAGAGCAGCUUUCAUUGCUCACAUCCAUCCGACAUGUCUGCGAAACGUGGUGCCAAGAAAAGCCUCGUGUUGGAGAAGUCUCCUGAAAGGAAGAAACUCAAAGUCUGCCACCCGUCACAUCGCACUCAGCCCGGCCUGGUGCUCGUAUUGGGUCAGGGGGAUGUCGGACAGCUGGGCCUGGGGCAGGAUGUGAUGGAGAGGAAGAAGCCGGCCCUGGUGCAGCUGCCGGAGCUGAUGGUGCAGGUGGAGGCAGGAGGGAUGCACACCGUGUGCCUCAGCGAGACGGGCAAAAUCUACACCUUUGGUUGCAAUGACGAAGGUGCCCUCGGGCGAGAUACCACGGAGGAAGGCUCAGAGUGCAGCCCUGGAGCCGUGGAGCUGCAGGAGAGGGUGGUGCAGGUCUCAGCAGGGGACAGCCACACGGCUGCACUGACGGAUGACGGCAGGGUGUUCAUCUGGGGUUCAUUCCGGGAUAACAACGGGGUGAUCGGGCUGCUGGAGCCCAUGAAGAAGAGCACCAUCCCUGUGCUGCUUGAGCUCAAUGUGCCCGUUGUUAAGAUUGCCUCAGGGAACGACCAUUUGGUGAUGCUGACAGUGGAUGGCGAGCUGUUCACGUGUGGCUGUGGCGAGCAGGGCCAGCUGGGCAGGGUGCCUGCACUCUUCUCCAACCGAGGAGGACGGAAGGGGCUGCAGCGCCUGCUGGUCCCCCAGCGUGUCCCUGUCAGAAGCAAAGGCAAAAUGCGUUUCCAAGAUGCUUUCUGUGGGGCUUACUUCACCUUUGCCAUCACACGGGAAGGACACAUCUAUGGGUUCGGCCUCUCCAACUACCACCAGCUGGGGACCCAGGGCACCGAGCCCUGCUUCUCCCCACAGAACCUGACGUCCUUCAAGAACUCCACCAAGUCCUGGGUCGGGUUCUCUGGUGGGCAGCACCACACCAUCUGCGUGGACUCGGAGGGUAAAGCCUACAGCCUGGGCAGGGCUGAGUACGGCCGGCUGGGCCUCGGGGAAGGGGCAGAAGAGAAGAGCACACCCACUGUCAUCCCAGACCUCCCCAACAUCUCUUCUGUUGCAUGUGGUGCAUCGGUCGGCUAUGCUGUCAGCAGUGAUGGACGAGCAUUCGCGUGGGGAAUGGGCACCAACCACCAGCUGGGCACCGGCGAAGAGGAGGACGUCUGGAGCCCCGUGGAGAUGACAGGGAAACAACUGGAGAACCGCCUGGUCCUGGCUGUGUCCAGUGGAGGCCAACACACAGCCCUGCUGGUCAAGGACAAGGCACGGAGCUGAUGGCUCCAUUGGGGCGCAGUGGGAUCAUGGAGCCCACGGGUGCCUCCUCCUGCCAUCAGCCCCACCUCGGGCAGCUGCUUCCCAGCUCUGCUGUCUCCCAAACCACAAUGGGGGAAGGCCGAGGUGUCUUCUCAGGUGCCCCGUCUUCUGUUUUGUGUUGCCUUCCAGGUACCUGCACUGGGAAGGGAGAUGCUGCGAGGAUGGAUUUUAUACAUUAAGUUUAAGAAUAAGUGAGGGGUGGGGGGGGGGGAAUUGGAAGCUGUGUGUGCUUGGGGCUGGUCAGGAGGCUGGGAGCUGUACAGCAGCUGAUGCUGAAUUUCUUUUUUAAAGCAAAUGUAAAAAGUAUUUUGGUUGAUUGAAGAAGAGAGGGAAGGGGGGGAGGGGAAAAAAAAAUCUCUAGGCGUUUGGAAUAAAUAAGUUUUGAUAAGUG
Messenger RNA from Coturnix japonica (Japanese quail), 2093 nucleotides. RefSeq names its product regulator of chromosome condensation 1 (gene RCC1). The record is from RefSeq and is a predicted model, not a curated record. Gene Ontology annotation, molecular function: guanyl-nucleotide exchange factor activity. Lineage: Eukaryota; Metazoa; Chordata; Aves; Galliformes; Phasianidae. Gene Ontology annotation, cellular component: cytoplasm.